AUUUGUCCACCUCUAACCUGUGGAAAUUUCCGCAAAACAAAAAUACAAAAAAAAGAAAGGAACAGAAGAAAUUUGUAACGCGAAGAGAAAUGCACAAAAGUGCGCCACCUUGGCAAACAACGCCCAUUGGGGCCAAUGAUGACAUGGAUCUCGAUGCCAACGUAGCAGUAAUAGCAGCAGAGGAAGUGGCAACACCAGCAUCCAGAAAAUCAGUGAUAAGAUUUCCCCUUCAAGACAAACAACCCGCCACCCACCACCACCACCGACCCACCAAGCUGCCAGGCCUGUGGCUAAUGUUGUUCGGUGCUCUGCUGGCGUUUUCCCCCAGAGACAGCCUGGCCACACACAUCAGUGGAGAUUUUCACACAGAAGAUUUUUUUCAAUUUCUUAUGAAAUUUGGUUUCCAAAAGGCUGAUCCGCCCACGCGUCGUGAUGCCUUCGGCUAUGUCUAUGGCAAUAUCAGUUCCACGGAUAAUUAUAGUCAACCCGUGACAUUGGUCGUCCUAGACAAGUCGACAUUUGUGGAUUUCUAUGGCAAUCGCAGCUAUCGAAGUCGGGAGCAUGCCUGCUCCAGGAUGUUUAGUCGCCUUCAGCAUUUGGCUUAUGAUGUGCACUGUAAUCCAAGGGGCAAGCGGGAUUUCAUUCGUCACGUGCCGUGUACCAAGAGCGAACUCUGUGUGGAUGAGGAUGCUCCAAGUAAUGUAAUAGUUGGACAUCAGUUUACGUACGUUAUCAAUUUGGAAGCAGAGCCACGCUUCUGGUAUGUGGCUUUGGUAGCUUGUUAUCAGAAUCAAAGCACCUGCCAAUGGCAUGCCCACGAGACUCUGUCCAGUAGGAGCAAGAGCGCUUCCAGUCUGCUUACUACUCUCCAUUAUGACAUCCAUUUGGUCAAUGUGCAUCCAAAUAACUCAGCUGCACAUCCGCUAACGUUUCAAUACUCUUACGAUCAGCAAAAUUUGCUGGAAAUGUAUCUAAUCUUUCUACUCGUCUACAUUAUACUCCUGCCCAUGCAAAUUUAUGCGGUGCGAAGGCAAAAGCAUCCCGUGACCAAGUUGUUCACCCUGAGCCUGCUCAGCGAAUUUGUUAGCCUGGCCCUGAUUACAGUCCAUUUGAUUCGUUAUGCAGCCAAUGGUGAGGGUGAGCCAAAUAUGCAAGCUGCUGGCGAUGUCUUAGAUAUAUUAAGUCGGACGACAUUCAUGUUAAUUCUACUCCUAUUGGCCAAAGGCUGGGCCGUGACCCGGCAACAAAUCAGUCGUACAGGCUGGAUCAUCUUAAUGUCCAUUUGGGUGCCAUAUUGUGCAUUCCAUAUAUUUCUCUAUAUCUGGGAUAGGACGGAGGUCGACAUCAUUUCAGAUAUCGAUGAAUAUCAAACAUGGCCAGGUUGGAUUGUGCUAAUCCUGCGCACCUCGUUCAUGAUGUGGUUCCUAUAUGAGCUAAGAAAUACCAUGAAAUAUGAGCAUUCCACAAAAAAAUUAGAUUUCCUUUUACAUUUGGGUGCUUCCAGUUUGGUUUGGUUCAUCUAUUUGCCCAUUGUGGCCAUAGUGGCCCUACAAGUGAGCCCCAUGUGGCGCUAUAAACUGUUGCAGGGCAUAACCAAUUCGGCAGAUUGCAUGGCCUACUGUAUUAUGACUGGUCUGCUGUGGCCCAAUCGAGCUGGCCAAUACUUACUCCUAGCGGGCACUAAAUAUGCAGGAAUGGAUGAGCUAGAUGAGUUUAAUGAAGCUCCACACAUUGUAAGGGAACGAGAACGUCGUCGAAAUUCCCCGCCAGAUGAUAUUUCCAUAGAUGGCUCACUUGGCGGUGUAGGUGGAGGAAGAGGUGUUGGAGGUGGAGGAGGAGGACGUGGCAUGGUCUUAUCUACUAGCAUACCACACUCCCUCAAUGGUGAUGCCUGUAAUGAUCUACUCGAGGCCGAAGAUUUGAAUGCCGAAUUACUCACCGAUCUUAACAAGAAUAGCCAUAUAGUGGCAUAGGCUAUACACGCAGCAACCGGGUUAAUUACUACUUUUAGUGGACAAAAUGUGCUAAAGUUCUGAAAACAAAACGAAAAACAAGGAUGUUAAUCAUACCAUAUAGAUAUAUAAAUGUCCUAUAAAUAUAGUUUGUAGCCGCCUACAACGAAAGUCAAAGAAAGUUAGUGACAGAAAGAGAUUGUUGUGUGAUUUUUUAAAUGUAAUAUGCUUGAAUUUAAUAUUAAUGUCAAAAACAAAAACCUCGAUAUAAGCAAAAUCUAGUUUAUAUAGUACAUAUAUACAUAUAUAUAUAGAAAUCUGCAUCAUAGAACGACGACUACGCUUGAAAAAAAACAGAAGAUUUAUUUCGUUGUGGUAUUAUAAGUUUACGCCUAGACAUUUUCCUAAUUUUUUUCGCUUAGUAUAUAGAGCAGCAGCCAUUGUUCUUCAUUCAUUAUUUGUCGAUUUGUCAUCAACCAAAAUAGUUUGAUAAGAGCAACAACUAAGUGAAACAACCAAUAACAAGAAAUGAAAUUUGAUAUACAUAGUAGCGAAAACAACAACAAAAACAAUAAAAUAAAAAUCAAUCAUUUUAAAAA
This is a messenger RNA of Drosophila willistoni, 2551 nucleotides long. RefSeq lists its product as uncharacterized. Gene Ontology annotation, biological process: G protein-coupled receptor signaling pathway; response to pheromone. The coding region runs from base 90 to 1973 and encodes 627 amino acids. The record is from RefSeq and is a predicted model, not a curated record. Lineage: Eukaryota; Metazoa; Arthropoda; Insecta; Diptera; Drosophilidae. The transcript is spliced from 5 exons.